AUGGCUCACUCCUCUGACUACCACAACCAGAGGGAGAUGACCAACGGGGGAGGGCAACCUCUCCCCCACCCUCACAAUGGGGGAGGCUACCCUCCCCCCCACCUUCACAAUGGGGGAGGCCACCCUCACCCUCACAACGAGGGAGGCCACCCUCACUCCCACAAUGGGGGCCAUGGGGGCCAGGCUGGGGGGUCCCACUCGACAAACCGCUACAUGCAGAAGAAGCAUCACCGCCACAGGGGAGGCAGGUCCUCACCCAUGGGCAGAGUCAUCCUCAUCAACUCUCCUGUCGAUGGUAAUAAUAACACUACUGUGUCUACUCCCCCUCCCACUGUACACAGUGUUGUCUGAACUCUUAAGCAUACAAAACUAUAGCCUGCUGAGCUAAAGACCAUUCAUUAGUUCAGGAAAAUAACACAUUUUUACUUACAUCUCCAAUAUUUCUGCUGUAGCUAACAUGUCAAUACAGUGUUUCUACUGCAUUUGAUCUCAGAGUGCCUGUUCCCUCUUGUGUACAGGUGGGGAUGACUGUGAAGACCUCCACACAGUUACAGUAGAUAAGAGUGCAGACGGCUGUCUGGGCUUCAGUGUGAGAGGGGGUUCAGAACACGGACUCAGCAUCUUCGUCAGCAAGAUAGAGGAUGACAGCUCUUCAGGUAGGCCCUAUAACAGAGGGAGGGAGGUGUGUGUAUUGACCCCAUAAUUACCCCUGUUUGUCUUGCAGAGCAUACAGGCCUUUACGAGUGUGUUUGUGUGUGUAUGUGUGUGUUUAUGUGUGUAUUCCUAUGUAUGUGUGUGUAUGCAUGUGUAUGUACUGUAUGCGUCAGUGAGUGUGUGCUUUAACCCCUUCGUCUCUCCCCUCCAGAGCAGGCAGGUCUCUGUGUAGGGGACAAGCUGGUAGAGGUGAAUGGUAUCAGCCUGGAGAGCAUCACUAUGAGCAGUGCUGUGAAGGUCCUGACAGGGAACAACAGGCUGAGGAUGGUGGUGAGACGUGUGGGGAAAGUCCCUGGUAUACGCUACUCUAAGGAGAAGACUACAUGGUGAGAGGGCCUACUGUAAUGUAGUGUACUGUACUGUACUAUACACUUACAGAAAAAAAGGUGCUAUCUAGAACCUAAAAGGGUUUUUCGACUGCCUCCAUAGGAGAACCCUUUGAAGAACCAUUUUUGGUUCCAGGUAGAAUCCUUUUGGGUAGACAUAACGUUCGCGAAAAUCGUUUCCACAGAGGGUUCUAAAUGGAACUCAAAAGGGUUCUCCUAUGGGGACAGCCGAGGAACCCUUCUGGGACCCUUUUUUCUAAGAGUGUACUAAACUGUUAUAUUAUGUCACGUCAUGUACUGUACUGUUAUGUAAUGUAGUUAGCCAGUUCCCAAUAUAAUGGUUAGUUUAGACAGGUCCAUGUGUGUACAUGAGUGUAGUCAUUAAUCGGCAUUCAAGUUCAAGUUCAAGUGCAACCUGACUAGUUCAAGCAACCUGAAGCACUGGAGUGGAGCAGGCGGAGUGUAGAUAAUGAGACAGGCUGGUAUCAUAGACUAGACGUAACAUAGAAAACUAAUACCCAAAUUAGUAUGAUAUGUUAGGUUUGUAUGGUUACUAAGACAGAAGGUUACUUAAGGCAAAAACUAAAGGAGGGUGGUUGGUUGGGGUAAACGCGAACGUCUAGCAUCCCAAAGGUUGUGUGUUCAAUCUCAUUAUGGACAACUUUAGCAUUUUAGCUAAUUAGCAACUUUGCAACCACUUACUACCCUUUAGCUACUUUGCAACUACUUAGCAUGUUAGCUAACCCUUCCCAAAACCCUAACCCUAACCUUAACCCUAACCUUAACCCCUAACCCUAACCCCUAGCCUAGCUAACGUUACCCACAAAAAAAUGGAAUUCCAAAUAUAUCAUACAUAUUGCUAAUUCGUAACAUAUUGUAGGAAUUGCAAUUCGUUACAUAUGAUAUGAAUUGUAAUUCGUAACAUAUUAUAUGAAUUGUAAUUCGUAACAUAUCACACAAAAUGGAUGAUGGACAUCCACAAAUAAUUGCAUACCAUACCAAACGUAACAUGUCAUACUAAUUUGAGUGUCCCGAACUUUCGUUCACUAUGUUACGUCUACCCCUGAGUCCACGUUGCAGGCAGGAGACUACCUGAUGCAUAUGAUCAGUACAACAACAACACUAUACAGAGUACAGGAGGUUGGUGGUACCUUAAUUGGGGAGGACGGGCUCGUGGUAAUGGCUGGAGUGGAAUAAGUGGUAUCAGAUACAUCAAACACAUGGUUUCCAUGGGUUUGAUGCCAUUCUAUUCGCUCCGUUCUAGCCAUUAUUAUGAGCCGUCCUCCCUCAGCAGCCUCCACUGAUACAGAGUUAGUGUAACAUGGUUCCAUAUAAUACAGUGGGGAGAACAAGUAUUUGAUACACUGCCGAUUUUGCAGGUUUUCCUACUUACAAAGCAUGUAGAGGUCUGUAAUUCUUAUCAUAGGUACACUUCAACUGUGAGAGACGGAACCUAAAACAAAAUUCCAGAAAAUCACAUUGUAUGAUUUUUAAGUAAUUAAUGUGCAUUUUAUUGCAUGACAUAAGUAUUUGAUACAUCAGAAAAGCAGAACUUAAUAUUUGGUACAGAAACCUUUGUUUGCAAUUACAGAGAUCAUACGUUUCCUGUAGGUCUUGACCAGGUUUGCACACACUGCAGCAGGGAUUUUGGCCCACUCCUCCAUACAGACCUUCUCCAGAUCCUUCAGGUUUCGGGGCUGUCGCUGGACAAUACGGACUUUCAGCUCCUUCCAAAGAUUUUCUAUUGGGUUCAGGUCUGGAGACUGGCUAGGCCACUCCAGGACCUUGAGAUGCUUCUUACGGAGCCACUCCUUAGUUGCCCUGGCUGUGUGUUUCGGGUCGUUGUCAUGUUGGAAGACCCAGCCACGACCCAUCUACAAUGCUCUUACUGAGGGAAGGAGGUUGUUGGCCAAGAUCUCGCGAUACAUGGCCCCAUCCAUCCUCCCCUCAAAACGGUGCAGUCGUCCUGUCCCCUUUGCAGAAAAGCAUCCCCAAAGAAUGAUGUUUCCACCUCCAUGCUUCACGGUUGGGAUGGUGUUCUUGGGGUUGUACUCAUCCAGAAAAUCACAUUGUAUGAUUUUUAAGUAAUUAAUUAGCAUUUUAUUGCAUGACAUAAGUAUUUGAUCACCUACCAACUAGUAAGAAUUCCAGCUCUCACAGACCUGUUAGUUUUUCUUUAAGAAGCCCUCCUGUUCUCCACCCAUUCCUCCUGUCCCCCUGCUCAAGCCAGCGCAUGUCCAGGACCAUCUGAAGUUUGCCAAUGACCAUCUGGAUGAUCCAGAGGAGGAAUGGGAGAAGGUCAUGUGGUCUGAUGAGACAAAAAUAGAGCUUUUUGGUCUAAACUCCACUCGCCGUGUUUGGAGGAAGAAGAAGGAUGAGUACAACCCCAAGAACACCAUCCCAACCGUGAAGCAUGGAGGUGGAAACAUCAUUCUUUGGGGAUGCUUUUCUGCAAAGGGGACAGGACAACUGCACCGUAUUGAGGGGAGGAUGGAUGGGGCCAUGUAUCGCAAGAUCUUGGCCAACAACCUCCUUCACUCAGUAAGAGCAUUGAAGAUGGGUCGUGGCUGGGUCUUCCAGCAUGACAACGACCCGAAACACACUGCCAGGGCAACUAAGGAGUGGCUCUGUAAGAAGCAUCUCAAGGUCCUGGAGUGGCCUAGCCAGUCUCCAGACCUGAACCCAAUAGAACAUCUUUAGAGGGAGCUGAAAGUCCGUAUUGCCCAGCGACAGCCCCGAAACCUGAAGGAUCUGGAGAAGGUCUGUAUGGAGGAGUGGGCCAAAAUCCCUGCUGCAGUGUGUGCAAACCUGGUCAAGACCUACAGGAAACGUAUGAUCUCUGUAAUUGCAAACAAAGGUUUCUGUACCAAAUAUUAAGUUCUGCUUUUCUGAUGUAUCAAAUACUUAUGUCAUGCAAUAAAAUGCAAAUUAAUUACUUAAAAAUCAUACAAUGUGAUUUUCUGGUCUACAAUUUUAUCCCUGAUGUCCUUACACAGCUCUCUGGUCUUGGCCAUUGUGGAGAGGUUGGAGUCUGUUUGAUUGAGUGUGUGGACAGGUGUCUUUUAUACAGGUAACGAGUUCAAACAGGUGCAGUUAAUACAGGUAAUGAGUGGAGAACAGGAGGGCUUCUUAAAGAAAAACUAACAGGUCUGUGAGAGCUGGAAUUCUUACUAGUUGGUAGGUGAUCAAAUACUUAUGUCACGCAAUAAAAUGCUAAUUAAUUACUUAAAAAUCAUACAAUGUGAUUUUCUGGAUUUUUGUUUUAGAUUCCGUCUCUCACAGUUGAAGUGUACCUAUGAUAAAAAUUACAGACCUCUACAUGCUUUGUAAGUAGGAAAACCUGCAAAAUCGGCAGUGUAUCAAAUACUUGUUCUCCCCACUGUAUGUAUCCUGUUUUGUGAUACCGAGUGUAUCAUAUGCAUCAACAAUGUGUUAAAUGCAUCACAAUCCUUUUGAAAUUGAUCCCAUUAGGCUUAUGGUUUGUGAAUUCUUUAUAAGUAUUACGUUUUUCAUAGUGUCACGUCAAUAGAAUUCAUUAUAGAACAGCUACUCUAGUAUUAUAUCUCUAUGGUCACAUCAGUAUGAAGGUCAAUGACUCUUGAGCGUCACUACUAGGUUAUCAUGCUGCUGAGGGAUCUUGGUUUCAUGGUGCACGGCUAGAUAGAUUACCUCUAUGACUAUGGCUAUUUGACUAAUUGAUAGGGAGGACAGAGCUCACUGGGGAAUGGGGCUGCUGCUGUGUUUGUGUGUGUGUGUUUAUGUGUGUGUGUGAGCAUGUGUGUGUGUGAGCAUGUGUGUGAGUGUUAGUAAGUGAGGAGGGGGGUGUAGUAUAUACAUAUCUGUGUGUGUUUGAAUGUACAGUAUGUUUAUGUACAGUUGAAGUCGGAAGUUUACAUACACCUUAGCCAAAUACAUUUGAACUCAGUUUUUCACAAUUCCUGACAUUUAAUCCUAGUAAAAAUUCCCUGUCUUAGGUCAGUUAGGAUCACCACUUUAUUUUAAGAAUGUGAAAUGUCAGAAUAAUAGUAGAGAGAAUGAUUUAUUUCACCUUUUAUUUCUUUCAUCACAUUCCCAGUGGGUCAGAAGUUUACAUACACUCAAUUAGUAUUUGGUAGCAUUGCCUUUAAAUUGUUUAACUUGGGUCAAACGUUUCAGGUAGCCUUCCACAAGCUUCCCACAAUAAGUUGGGUGAAUUUUGGCCCAUUCCUUCUGACAGAGCUGGUGUAACUGAAUCAGGUUUGUAGGCCUCCUUGCUCCCACACGCUUUUUCAGUUCUGCCCACAACUUUUCUAUAGGAUUGAGGUCAGGGCCACUCCAAUACCUUGACUUUGUUGUCCUUAAGCCAUUUUGCAACAACUUUGGAAGUAUGCUUGGGGUCAUUGUCCAUUUGGAAGACCCAUUUGCGACCAAGCUUUAACUUCCUGACUGAUGUCUUGAGAUGUUGGUUCAAGAUAUCCACAUAAUUUUCCUUCCUCAUGAUGCCAUCUAUUUUGUGAAGUGCACCAGUCCCUCCUGCAGCAAAGAACCUCCACAGCAAGAUGCUGCCACCCCCGUGCUUCACGGUUGGGAUUGUGUUCUUCGGCUUGCAAGCGUUCCCCUUUUUCCUCCAAACAUAACGAUGGUCAUUAUGGCCAAACAGUUCUAUUUUUGUUUCAUCAGACCAGAGGACAUUUCUCCAAAAAGUACGAUCUUUGUCCCCAUGUGCAGUUGCAAACCGUAGUCUGGCUUUUUUAUGGCGGUUUUGGAGCAUUGGCUUCUUCCUUGCUGAGCGGCCUUUCAGGUUAUGUCAAUAUAGGACUUGUUUUAUUGUAGAUAUAGAUACUUUUGUACCUGUUUCCUCCAGCAUCUUCACAAGGUCCUUUGCUGUUGUUCUGGGAUUGAUUUGCAACUUUCCGCACCAAAGUACAUUCAUCUCUAGGAGACAGAACGCGUCUCCUUCCUGAGCGGUAUUACAGCUGCGUGGUCCCAUGGUGUUUAUUCUUGCGUACUAUUGUUUGUACAGAUGAACGUGGUACCUUCAGGCAUUUGGGAAUUGCUCUCAAGGAUGAACCAGACUUGUAGAGGUUUACAAUUUUUUUUUCUGAGGUCUUGGCUGAUUUCUUUUGAUUUUCACAUUAUGUCAAGCAAAGAGGCACUGAGUUUGAAGGUAGGCCUUGAAAUACAUCCACAGCUACACCUCCAAUUGACUCAAAUGAUGUCAAUUAGCCUAUCAGAGGCUUCUAAAGCCAUGACAUCAUUUUCUGGAAUUUUCCAAGCUGUUUAAAGGCACAGUCAACUUAGUGUAUGUAAACUUCUGACCCACUGGAAUUGUGAUACAGUGAAUUAUAAGUGAAAUAAUCUGUCUGUAAACAAUUGUUGGAAAAAUUACUUGUGUCAUGCACAAAGUAAAUGUCCUAACCGACUUGCCAAAACUAUAGUUUGUUAACAAGAAAUUUGUGGAGUGGUUGAAAAACGAGUUUUAAUGACUCCAACCUAAGUGUAUGUAAACUUCCGACUUCAACUGUACAUAUCUAGCAUGUGUGUGUUUCUGCAGGGUGGAUCUGAUCCAGAGGCGUAUGGUAGUAGAGGAGAGUGGUCGUACUCCGUCAGAUGCCAGUUCAGACAGUGUUCUCCGUAGGAUGGUUCACCUCUACACCACCUCAGACGACUACUGCCUGGGAUUCAACAUCAGAGGGGGCAAAGAGUUCGGACUGGGCAUCUACGUCUCUAAGUAUGUGGUCCUGGGGAUGUUACAGGUUGUGCAGGUUUAUGUUCCCACCCAUCACUAGAUGAAACUGCUCAAGCAUACACCACUGUUGCGCUCAACAACAACAAAAAAUACAGUGGAGAUACCUUUGUUUGUAACAUGUAAAUAUAUUCAGAAUUGACUUGUGGGAGAUGAGAGCAGCCCUUAAUUGAAUCUGAACUCUAACUAAUGAAUGGCAACUAUCAGAGAACAAUGUUAGAAGCUCAGAGCUAUACAAAACAUGACUCAAAACAACUGGCCAACUCCAUGACACAUCUUCCUUGACUUCUCUGUGUAUUGUGGUCAGUUUGGACCCUGGGGGUCUGGCGGAGCGGCACGGCAUCAAGAUGGGCGACCAGAUCCUGGCGGCCAAUGGGGUGAGCUUUGAUGGCAUCACCCAUAGCAAUGCCGUGGAAGUUCUGAAGAGCCACACCCACAUCAUGCUGACCAUCAGGGUGAGAGAGAAGACUCGUCUUUGACUGCGUCCCAAGUGGCACCCUGUUCCCUUUAUAGUGCACUAACCCUUUUGGGACACAAACUUUUUCAUUAGCUAUCUAUAGGGCUUUCACCUAUCCAGUCCUAUCAUAUAUGUGAAGGGGAGUGAACUAGCUAGGGCAGAUGGAAGGGAACAUCUCUCUGAAAUGAAACACAGCCAUUGUAUGUGCAUCUCAAUAGUCUAAAGUUGCCUCCACUCCUUGUCUCCUCUCCAUCAUAUACACUGAUCAAUACUGUUUUCUUAAAUGCAUGUACAUCAAGGUUGAAAGUGGUACACACUAUCCCUUUAUAUGAAACAUGUACUCUAUGUUCAAUAGGUUAGAUCCAUUUCAUACCUAACAAUUGAUCACGUGGUGCUCUAAGUACUCUGGCACAUUAAUGGAUGUUGCAGCGCGUUAAACAACAUCACUGGGGAGUGAGACAGAGUGAGAAAGCAUAGUAAAUCAGACAGCUGGCACCUGGCCCAUGCAUUCCUCUGUGUUUGUGUGUGUGUGUGCCUGUGUAUGUGUGUGUGUACCUGUGUAUGUGUGUGUAUGUGAGUUUGUGUGUGUGAGUUUGUGUGCGCGCUCAGCACCUCGCAUUCCAGUGUGCUCACUUUACUCCUCUCAUCUCGGAUUCCGUGCGAGAAAAUACGCCAGGGACGGCGUUCAUUAUUUACAAGGCAGCAGGAUCAAGUUAUAAUCAGCAGAAAGCCUUGUUUUAUGUCUUUCCUCUGUCCUGCGCUAAACCCCAUUAUGGCUAAAAAUGACACACAUAGGAGCCGGGUUAGGUUGCUAAACGCCCCCCAACACCUGCCCAGACCAAGGCCCAUUGUGGAGGGUCUCAGAGGGGGUCCACUGUGACUUACGCCUGACCUGAAAUGGUGCCUGUCCUUUGUGGUCUUAAGUGUAGGGAUCUUAGAAGUGGUCAAUUGAGACUUGUGUUUGACCCAAAAUGGUGCCCUGUUCUCCUUGUGGGCCUGUGCUGAGUAGCAGUAGGGUGAGAAGGCAUAAGCUGCCCUGGAGAGGUGGUGAAUCUGGUGAGGGAGAGUCUACCAUCUUGGGUCAGUUUUUCCCUGGAGCUGUGUUUCUGUAUUAAUACAGAAAGUGUGUGUGGGUCUGUGUGUGUGUGUGUGUCUGGGUGCAUCUGUGUGCGCGUCUGCAUGUAUUUCAAAUCAAAUCAAAAUCAAAUUUUAUUGGCCACAUGCGCCGAAUACAACAGGUGCAGACAUUACAGUGAAAUGCUUACUUACAGCCCUUAACCAACAGUGCAUUUAUUUUUAAUAAAAAAGUAGAAUAAAACAACAAAAAAGUGUUGAGAAAAAAAGAGCAGAAGUAAAAUAAAAUAACAGUAGGGAGGCUAUAUAUACAGGGGGGUACCGGUGCAGAGUCAAUGUGCGGGGGCACCGGCUAGUUGAGGUAGUUGAAGUAAUAUGUACAUUUGGGUAGAGUUAAAGUGACUAUGCAUAAAUAAUUAACAAAGUAGCAGCAGCGUAAAAAGAUGGGGGGGGGGGGGGGGGGGGGGGGGCAGUGCAAAUAGUCCGGGUAGCCAUGAUUAGCUGUUCAGGAGUCUUAUGGCUUGGGGGUAGAAGCUGUUGAGAAGUCUUUUGGACCUAGACUUGGCACUCCGGUACCGCUUGCCGUGCGGUAGCAGAGAGAACAGUCUAUGACUAGGGUGGCUGGAGUCUUUGACAAUUUUGAGGGCCUUCCUCUGACACCGCCUGGUAUAGAGGUCCUGGAUGGCAGGAAGCUUGGCCCCAGUGAUGUACUGGGCCGUACGCAUUACCCUCUGUAGUGCCUUGCGGUCGGAGGCCAAGCAGUUGCCAUACCAGGCGGUGAUGCAACCAGUCAGGAUGCUCUCUGGUGCAGCUGUAUAAUUUUUUGAGGUUCUGAGGACCCAUGCCAAAUCUUUUCAGUCUCCUGAGGGGGAAUAGGCUUUGUCGUGCCCUCUUCACGACUGUCUUGGUGUGUUUGGACCAUGAUAGUUCGUUGGUGUUGUGGACACCAAGGAACUUGAAGCUCUCAACCUGUUCCACUACAGCCCCGUCGAUGAGAAUGGGGGCGUGCUCAGUCCUCUUUUUUUUCCUGUAGUCCACAAUCAUCUCCUUUGUCUUGGUCACGUUGAGGGAGAGGUUGUUAUCCUGGCACCACACAGCCAGGUCUCUGACCUCCUAUUUGUGUGUGUCUGUGUGUGUGCACGUGUGCGUGUCCUCAUGUGGAAUUGCAGGUCAGCCAAGUCCCUAAGGGUCACCUGUCCCUGUAGUACCCACACACAUUCAUUGAGUGGAAGGUCACAUGUGCCCCAGAGCCAGAAGAAACUUCUGUGAGACUCUGUAAAGGUCAUGAAGUAGAGGCUAGUCUACUUAUAUCCUGUCCUCAGAACACCUAUCCUAGGGUAAACGCAUCCAGAUAUCCACAUAUAAGGAGUGAGACCUGAACUUCUGAUAAAAUAUGUAUAGAAAUGUGUGUAAUAAUUAUGAUGAUUAUGAGUAUGAUGAAGAGUAUAAUGCGGAGGAUGAUGAUGAUGAUGAUAAAGAACGAAUAUGAUUAUAAUCAUAAUGAUGACGAUGACGACGAUGAUGAUGAUGAUGAUGAUGAUGAUGAUGUGUAUAUAUUUCAUCCUAACAGGAGGCAGGAAGAUACCCUGCAUACAAAGAGAUGGUGGCUGAAUACAGCUGGCUCAGCAAAAGUAUGUAUCUCUCUUCUCAGUAUGCUACUCACACACAGACAAUCCUGAAUGUAUAGUAUACUAAUGGGAGUACAAUGAGCUAAUAAGUAACAUGAAAGGAUUCAAACUUAGAAGAAAAAAUUAUAUGUACAUUAAACGCUUGACCUCGAUGUUUUAUUAUGCUGAAUUUGAGUAUUCCAUUAAUUUCAUGAAAGCGUCACCAAUUCUAGAAUCCCAAUCUCCAAUUAUGAUGUUGCCAGAUUCUACAUUGCAUGACAUUACAUGACGUGUCAGUCUAAAGUAGAGCACCGGCCACAUCACAUGUACUUUAACUAAAUCCCUCUGCCGUAUUCAUCUCAGUCCCCAGAUCUGAUCCUCUAUUUUUUGCUUAAUAUGAGUGGGUCUGAAAAUAGCCCCAGAUUAGUGCUGUGUGUGCCCAGAGACAGAGCAGUACUCUGGGUUGGGCACGGCGUGUUACGACAGGUGGGUGGCUGGAUGGGUCUGCGUCCCAAAUGGCAUCCUAUUCCCUAUUUGGUGCACUUUUGACCAGUGUCUACAGGGCUCUGGUCAAAAGUAGUGCAUUACUGUAUAUAAGGAACAGGGUGCCAUUUGGUACAUACUCUGUGUGUAUUUAGGUUGCUGGGAUCUAAGGCUACUGAGUCAUUUAUGGGUUUUAUUAGAUUUUUCCUGAUGGUUCAUGUAGUUGAAUUGAUUCUCUGGAUCUACUGUAGUUAAAGCCAAUGGGAUUAGCUAACACAUUGGUUUGUUGUUUUGACAGUUUCUAAAGUCUCUGAAAAAGUGUUCUAUUGAAAAAGUUUUGUUACUAGGAACCUUUUGAAUUUGGAUCCUGCGACGCGGUUAACCUCAGUUGCUGGUACUGCUAUAUCUGUCCAGGGAUCCUGCCAACCAAAAGUUUGAAGAGCUGCUUGGCGUAGCAGCUAGCCUAGCUGCUAACUAGCUCUCAAGCUAGCAAGGUUUCCUUGACAGAUUGAACACAGCCCGCGACGCAGUUAGCCCUUGUGGCUGGGACCGCGGAUUGUCCCGGACUUGUGGCUGUCUAAAUCCCUGCUGUUUGUUGCUGUUUAAAUCUUCCCUGCAACCUGCUCUGUCUUCUGGAACUGCGUGGAGUACCAGCAUUGGCCUGCAAGGUGGGAGUCAUGGAGGGGACAGUAUUUCUCUAUCACAAGUGAAGGAUCUUUUAAAUGAACAAAAAGGGUUCUACAAGCAGUUGUUACAACAACAGGAAAAUAGCUUCAAGAGCUUUGUCCAAAUACUGAUGGACUCAACUAAUAAAUGAAUAGACGAUCUGACCAGAGAGGUCCAGGACCUUUAAGAAUAGUUUGCAAGGAGAGGAUGUCCUGAAAGAGACUUACAGCAAGAUGACAAAAAACUGUAAAUCCUCUCGCUGACAUCAGCACUCUCUGUGAAUCAUCAUUAACAAUGACUGGGAAAACAGACUAUCUAAAGGGACAAUCUAGGAGGAAUAACAUUGUUGUGGAUGACAUACCAGAGUCUUCACAUGAGAACUUGACCGAGUCUGAGGAGAAAAUACGAAAAAUGAUCACUGAAAAGCUGCAGAUGGAUCAUAUGAAGAUUGAGUUGGAGCGCACACACAGGUCUGGAAAACAUGUAACCAGCCUAGGUAACAGACUGAGGCCGAUAGUGGUCAAGUUCCUGAGGUUUAAGGACAAGAUGGCUGUUCUGGAGAGAGCCAAGAACUUGAGAGGAACCAACAUCUUCCUCAACAAGGACCUCCCUGUAGCUGUGCACCAGAGGUGGAAAUAACUUAUCCCAACUAUGAAAGCUGUCAGAGAGCAUGGGAACAUUCCUUACAUCUGCUACGACAGGCUCAUUGUCCAUCCUCCCGUCCAAAAGCCUGAGCGGAAUGAGAGAGCAUAGCCUCAGGGUCAGUAGCUUCAGCCCAACAUUACACACACACACUUACACACACACACAUAUUUAUUUAUUUAUUUAUUUUGUCUCCAUAUUAUGUCUAUCUCCAAUAAGCUACAAAGGAAAGGGCUAAUAAUAGCCCAUAUUAAUAUAUGCAGCCUUAGAAAUAAGGUUCAUGAAAGAAAAUAACUUUCUAACAUCAGAUAACAUUCAUAUACUGGUCAUCUCUGAAACUCACUUAGAUAUUUCCUUUGAUGAUACAGCAGUAGCAAUACAGGGAUAUACCAUCAACAGAAAAGACAGGAAUGCCUAUGGUGGAGGUGUUGCUGUAUAUGUUCAGACCCAUAUUCCUGUAAAGCUUAGAGAGGAUCUCAUGUCAAAUGUUGUUAAAGUGUUGUGGCUGCAAGUUCACCUGCCUCAUCUUAAGCUUCUUCUUUUGGGGUGCUGCUAUAGGCCAUCAAGUGCUAACAGUCAGUAUUUGAAUAAUAUGUGUGCAAUGCUUGAUAAUGUGUGUGAUGUUAACAGAGAGGUCUAUUUUCUGGGUGACCUGAACAUUGACUGCUUAGCAACUAGCUAUCCUCUCAAGAUGGUCCUCUGUAGCUCAGCUGGUAGAGCACGGCACUUGUAACGCUAAGGUAGUGGGUUCGCUCCCCAGGACCACCCAUACACAAAAAAAAAAAAAUGUAUGCACGCAUGACUGUAAGUCGCUUUGGAUAAAAGCGUCUGCUAAAUGGCAUAUUAUUAUUAUUAUAUUAAGAUGAAGCUUCUAACUGUGAUUAAUGCCUGUUAUAUGACCCAGGUUAUCGCUCAACCAACUAGAGUGCAUACCAAUAGUGUUGGAUCAUAUCUUCACUAAUGUUACAGAGCUUUGCUCCAAAGCAAUAUCAGUUUCCAUUGGCUGUAGUGACCAUAACAUUGUGGCAAUAACAAGGAAAGCCAAAGUGCCAAAGUUUGGGCCUAAAGUAAUUUAUAAUAGAUCAUACAAAAUGUUUUCUCAGGAUUAUUUUGUUGAAGAUGUAAAAAAUGUAUGUUGGUCUGAUGUGUAUGCGGAAUUGAAUCCAGAUACAGAACUGGAAGUAUUUCAAAAAUUAUUAAUGCUAAUUGUUGACAAGCAUGCACCUGUUAAGAAACUAGCUGUGAGAACUAUUGGCGCCCACUGCAUUGAUGAUGAAUUAGAAAAUGUUAUGGUUCAAAGCAAUUAUGCAAAAGAGGUGGCAAACAAGUCAGGCUGCUCAGCUGAAUGGUUGACAUAAUAUAAAUUGAGAAAUGUUGUGACUAAACAAACUUAUAUUACCAAACAAAGAUAUGUUACAUAAAAUACAAUGGAAAAAUACUUUGGAGUACCUUAAAUGAUAUCAUGGGCAGAAAACCCAAUUCAUCUCCAUCGUUCAUUGAAGUUGAUGGGUAAUUUAUAACAAAACCUUUCGAUAUUGCCAAUCAUUUCAAUUACUAUUUCACUAGUGAAGUGGAAAAACUCAGAAGUGAAAUGACAACAUUGAACAGUGAACCAUCAUAUUUUUGUAUAAAUGAUCUAAUAAUGAAUGUGAAGGAUUGCUGUUUUGAAUUUGGUCAAGUAAGUGUGGGAGAGGUGGAAAAACUAUUGUUAUCCAUCAAUAAUGAUAAGCCACCAGGUAUAGACAACAUUGAUGGGAAACUAUUGAAAAUGGUAGCAGACUGUAUUGCCACUCCUAUUUGCUAUACCUUUAACCAAAGCCUAAAGGAGUUUGUGCCCAGGCAUGGAAGGAAGCUAAAGUAAUUCCCCUGCCUAAAAAUAGUAAAGCACCCCUUGCUGGCUCUAACAGCCGCCCAAUCAGUUUGCUGCCUGUUCUUAGUAAACUGAUGGAGAGGAUUGUGUUUGACCAAAUACAAUGCUAUUUUUCAGAGAACAAGUUAACUACUGACUUUCAGCAUGCAUAUAGAGAAGGGCACUCAACUUUUACUGCACUGACUCAGAUGACUGAUGAUUGGUUAAAAUAAAUGGAUAAUAAGACGAUAGUUGGAGCUGUAUUGUUAGAUUUCAGUGUAACCUUUGAGGUUAUUGAUCAUACAUUUCUAUUGAAAAAUAUCUCACUUGCUAUGGCUUUACAUCACCUGCCAUUACAUGAUUGGAGAGUUAUUUAUCCAACAGAACCCAGAGAGUGUUCUUCAAUGGAAGCUUCUCUAACAUCAGAUAUGUACAGUGCGGUGUCCCUCAGGGCAGUUGCCUUGGGCCAUUACUCUUCUCUAUUUUUACAAAUGAUUUGCUACUGGUCUUACAUGAAGCUAGAAUGACUAUGUAUGCAGAUGAUUCCACUUUCUAUAUGUCAGCACCCAAAGCCAGUGAGCUCACUUAAAUUCUAAAUAAGGAGUUACCGUCAGUAUUAAAAAACAACUAAUGGAACGGCGGGGAAUGUGAGGACACACACACACAAACACACUAACACACAUUAUUUAUUAGUUGUAUUGUUUGUAUUCUUUUUUUGUUGUUUUGUUUGUAUAUCGUUGUAUUUUAAAUGUGUGUGACUGUCCUUGUCUAUCAGUGUAUUUUUUGUUACUUGUCAUGUUUUGUGUUUUGUGUGGACCCCAGGAAGAGUAGCUGCUGCUUCUGCAAAAGCUAAUGGGGAUCCAAAUAAACAAAUAAACAAACAGUGAGUUCAGACAGAUGUCAGUCAGUCUGUACCAACUACCAAGACUUUAUGACAAUGUGAAAAAUGUGUGUUAUGUAUACAGCUGGUCGAUUGUGGGAUGGGAACUAGAGUUGAAUGAUUUGAGGACACACUAUAAAACUGAGGAAAACAUGACUUCAUUCUGAUUACGCAAUAAAUCCUAAAUUCAACUCCUCUUAUGAGGUUCACUGGUGGUCACUUUGACCAAACCACCAACACUUAUCUAUAGCAUUCAUUUUGCAUCAUUAGACAAUAUCAUAUUGUGUCCUAUGGUAUUGAAACACUAUACAUUUAUUUUUCAAAUCUCCAGCUACUGUUUCUAAAUGAGUUCCUCUUCUUCCCCAUGCAGUGGCCAAUGGCGGGCCUCCGUCCUCCUCCCAGGGCUCUGACUCCUACUCCUCGGCCUCCUCCCUGUCUUCCACCCCCCUCAGCUCCCUUAGUGGUCUCUCCCAAGUCCUCUUCCCCCCCACCUUCGGCUCCGACAUGGUGGACGUCUGCAUCUCCACCGAUGACAAGUCCCGCCGCCCCAGCAGCUCCGAACGCACCACAGAGACUGCCAUGCAGACUGACCUACACCCCCCCUCGGACUCUAACGCACCCCCCUCGCCUCUUGGAAGGCUAGUCGCCAUGGAAACAAGCCGGACGCUAGGCGCCACUGUGUUUUUGAAGGACACAGCGAUUCGGGGGAAAGGGGAGGGUCCUGUGGAAAGGGGAGGGGCUGGUGAUGGGGGAAGGGGCAAAGGGGGGAUGUUGUCACAAGGGGAACAGGACGUGGCGCAGGACUCCCCAAAAACGGCUGUGCUUAUGGCCCUGAGCAGACCGAGAAAGCCCAUCAGACGAUCCCAGAGCCAUAUCACAGUUACAGGUGAGGAGCAAAACUAUGAUCAGUUAAUGUAAAUAAAUAGUUGCCAGUCCACAGCGUAUGAUCCAAAGGCCUAAGAGAACAGAAGCCAAAGUAUCAUAAAUGGGAAAUGCACUCCCAAACACUUUUGUUUUCAAAUAUCAAUUUUUGGAGUGCAUCCCUCCCUCCUGUUUUUGAUACAUGAAUAGGCAUACCUGUAUAUCUAAUCCUAACCCAGGGCAACUAUCUCCUUCGCAACACGAGAGUUUAGCCAGAGUUCAGUUCAGUCCCUGUGGCUGUUGGUGCCUCUGGGUAACGAGAUACACCCUCAGAGCUUUAGGGAGAUCCCCUCUGAGCUGCAGUCUGAUGACCUGCACACGACCCCACUGGCCCUCCCUCUCAACAGGAAGUCAACGAAAACAACACUGAAGCCUUUUUCACACUAUAGGGCUAACCCAAACCAAACUGUGUUGGCUAGGAUAUUUUCUUUUCACAUUGUCCUUUCCAGCAUGGUUUCAGAACUAUGGUGGAUGCUUAACCAGGCCAGCACUGCACAGCUCGGCUUGGCUCGGUAGUGUGAAUCAGUCAUUACUGUCUGAGGGUGCAUCUCAAUAGUCUAUACUCACCUCUCCUUCAACUGCACUGAUCUGAAAACAAAUAAUAGGUGAAAGCAAAAUGGUGGGGAUACCUACAGUAACAGAUAUUCGAUUUCACCCAAUGGCUAUUUUAUGCAGAUGAGGGAAAGGACACAAAGAAAGACACUUCAGACUAUUGAGAUGCACCCCGAGUCAUACUUUUGUUAAUGUUAUCCAGAUGACUGCAGCAGAGGUCUCAAAAUACCAGUGAAUGUAAACAUCUGUGUACAAUACAUCAAUAUUACCGGGUUGUUUUCUACUAGGAAUGAUUUACUGGAGAGAACAGAGAAUGUGACUGGAUGAGAGAUGAACGGUCUUUAACCUCUUACUGAAGAGUGUAUCAUCCACUUUUAUUGGCCAGCGUGAGCAUGGAACCAUGCAAAGUAUAAUGAAUUAUACUUUGAAAUAACAAACACAUACAAUACUUUUUGUCAUUUUUCUCUGUGAACCUCAAUCUGGCAAAGGUACACCACAAGCAAAGCAUUUAACAAAGACCCGUAACAAAGAGAUUACUUGUAACAAAUGGGGUUUUCGCCUACUAGUAUUUGAUUAAUUUAGUCAAUUUACUUUAAAGGUGAAUAUGCAGAAAUCGCGCCGCCAUUUCACCUAAUUUCAGUUUAUGUGACUAAACAAACAAUGUAUAGUGUAGAGAAUAAUUGUACCAUCUAAACCGCUGUGAAAUAUAUUUUUAAAUAAACAAAAAUAUAGUAUAUUCAGAAUUUUGAAAGACGCAAAAAUUAAACUUAAGAAUGGGAAGAAUAGAAAUAGCACACAUAUAACAAAUCUACAGUGCCUUCAGAAAGUAUUCAGACCCCUUUACUUUUUCCACAUUUUGUUACGUUACAGCCUUAUUCUAAAAUGGAUAAAAUAGUUUUUUCUUAUCAAUCUACAAACAAUACUCCAUAAUGACAAAGCAAAAACAGGUUUGUAGAAAUCUUUGCAAAUGUACAGUGAGGGAAAAAAGUAUUUGAUCCCCUGCUGAUUUUGUACGUUUGCCCACUGACAAAGAAAUGAUCAGUCUAUAAUUUUAAUGGUAGGUUUAUUUGAACAGUGAGAGACAGAAUAACAACAACAAAAUCCAGAAAAACGCAUGUCAAAAAUGUUAUAAAUUGAUUUGCAUUUUAAUGAGGGAAAUAAGUAUUUGACCCCCUCUCAAUCAGAAAGAUUUCUGGCUACCAGGUGUCUUUUAUACAGGCAACGAGCUGAGAUUAGGAGCACACUCUUAAAGGGAGUGCUCAUAAUCUCAUCUUGUUACCUGUAUAAAAGACACCUGUCCACAGAAGCAAUCAAUCAAUCAGAUUCCAAACUCUCCACUAUGGCCAAGACCAAAGAGCUCUCCAAGGAUGUCAGGGACAAGAUUGUUGAAAUGGGCUACAAGACCAUCGCCAAGCAGCUUGGUGAGAAGGUGACAACAGUUGGUGCGAUUAUUCGCAAGUGGAAGAAACACAAAAGAACUGUCAAUCUCCCUCGGCCUGGGGCUCCAUGCAAGAUCUCACCUCGUGGAGUUGCAAUGAUCAUGAGAACGGUGAGGAAUCAGCCCAGAACUACACGGGAGGAUCUUGUCAAUGAUCUCAAGGCAGCUGGGACCAUAGUCACCAAGAAAACAAUUGAUAACACACUAUGCCGUGAAGGACUGAAAUCCUUCAGCGCCCGCAAGGUCCCCCUGCUCAAGAAAGCACAUAUACAGGGCCGUCUGAAGUUUGCCAUUGAACAUCUGAAUGAUUCAGAGGAGGACUGGGUGAAAGUGUUGUGGUCAGAUGAGACCAAAAUCGAGCUCUUUGGCAUCAACUCAACUCGCCGUGUUUGGAGGAGGAGGAAUGCUGCCUAUGACCCCAAGAACACCAUCCCCACUGUCAAACAUGGAGGUGGAAACAUUAUGCUUUGGGGGUGUUUUUCUGCUAAGGGGACAGGACAACUUCACCGCAUCAAAGGGACGAUGGACGGGGCCAUGUACCGUCAAAUCUUGGGUGAGAACCUCCUUCCCUCAGCCAGGGCAUUGAAAAUGGGUCGUGGAUGGGUAUUCCAGCAUGACAAUGACCCAAAACACACAGCCAAGGCAACAAAGGAGUGGCUCAAGAAGAAGCACAUUAAGGUCCUGGAAUGGCCUAGCCAGUCUCCAGACCUUAAUCCCAUAGAAAAUCUGUGGAGGGAGCUGAAGGUUUGAGUUGCCAAACGUCAGCCUCGAAACCUUAAUGACUUGGAGAAGAUCUGCAAAGAGGAGUGGAACAAAAUCCCUCCUGAGAUGUGUGCAAACCUGGUGGCCAACUACAAGAAAUGUCUGACCUCUGUGAUUGCCAACAAGGGAUUUGCCACCAAGUACUAAGUCAUGUUUUGCAGAGGGGUCAAAUACUUAUUUCCCUCAUUAAAAUGCAAAUCAAUUUAUAACAUUUCUGACAUGCGUUUUUCUGGAUUUUUUGUUGUUAUUCUGUCUCACACGGUUCAAAUAAACCUACCAUUAAAAUUAUAGACUGAUCAUGUCUUUGUCAGUGGGCAAACGUACAAAUUCAGCAGGGGAUCAAAUACUUUUUUCCCUCACUGUAUAAAAGACUGAAAUAUCACAUUUACAUAAGUAUUCAGACCAUUUACUAUGAGACUCAAAAUUGAGCUUAGAUGCAUCCUGUUUCCAUUGAUCAUCCUUGAGAUGUUUAUACAACUUGAUUGGAGUCCACCUGUGGUAAAUUCAAUUGAUUGGACAUGAUUUAGAAAGGCACACUCUUGUCUAUAUAAUGUCCCACAGUUGACAGUGCAUGUCAGAGCAAAAACCUACACAGACCCUUUACUCAGUACUUUGUUGAAGCACCUUUGGCAGCGAUUACAGCCUCGAGUCUUCUUGAGUAUGACGCUACAAGCUUGGCACACCUGUAUUUGGGGAGUUUCUCCCAUUCUUCUCUGCAGAUCCUCUCAAGCUCUGUCAGGUUGGAUGGGGAGCGUCACUGCACAGCUAUUUUCAGGUCACUCCAGAGAUGUCUGAUCGGGUUCAAGUCCGGGCUCUGGCUGGGCCACUCAAGGACAUUCAGAGACUUGUCCCGAAGCCACUCCUGCGUUGUCUUGGCAGUGUGCUUAGGGUCGUUGUCCUGUUGGAAGGUGAACCUUCGCCCCAGUCUGAGGUCCUGAGCGCUCUGGAGCAGGUUUUCAUCAAGGAUCUCUCUGUACUUUGCUCCGUUCAUCUUUCCCUCGAUCCUGUCUAGUCUCCCAGUCCCUGCCGCUCAAAAACAUCCCCACAGCAUGAUGCUGCCAUCACCAUGCUUCACCGUAAGGAUGGUGCCAGGUUUCUUCCAGACGUGACGCCUGGCAUUCAGGCCAAAGAGUUCGAUCUUGGUUUCAUCAGACCAGAUAAUCUUGUUUCUCAUGGUCUGAGAGUCCUUUAGGUGCCUGUUGGCAAACUUCAAGUGGGCUGUCAUGUGCCUUUUACUGAGGAAUGGCUUCCGUCUGGCCACUCUACCAUAAAGGCGUGAUUGGUGGAGUCCUGCAGAGAUGGUUGUCCUUCUGGAAGGUUCUCCCAUCUGCACAGAGGAAAUCUGGAGCUCUGUCAGAGUGACCAUUGGGUGGGUUCUUGGUCAUCUCCCUGACCAAGGCCCUUCUCCCCCAAUUGCUCAGUUUGGCCGGGCGGCCAGCUCUAGGAAGUGUCUUGGUGGUUCCAAAAUUCUUCCAAUUUAAGAAUGAUGGAGGCCACUGUGUUCUUGGGGACCUUCAAUGCUGCAGAAAUGUUUUGGUACCCUUCCCAUGUCCAAUCAAUUGAAUUUACGACAGGUGGACUUCAAUCAAGUAGAAACAUCUCAAGGAUGAUCAAUGGAAACAGGAUGCACCUAAGCUCAAUUUCGAGGCUCAUAGCAAAGGGUCUGAAUACUUAUGUAAAUAAGGUAUUUUUGUUUUUUUAUUUAAAUGAUCUAAUCAAUUUUAGAAUAAGGCUGUCACGUAACGAAAUGUGGAAAAGGGGAAGGGGGUCUGAAUACGUUCCAAAUGCACUGUACUUCUUCUUAGACUUGCUUUCAAUGAGAAUGACAGCUAUAUAAUUCACAUUUCUAUGUACAUUUGGUUGGGUUGCCCAAAAAGUUACAUAUUGCAGCAAGAUAAAUUGUUCUGCUCCUUAACCACUCAUUUGAUACCAGAGCCUUCAUGUCAUAACUCUUCCUAACUGUUAGGAGUCACCUGAUAACUCUCAUCUAUCCUAUACUGAACAAAAAUAUAAAUGCAACAUGUAAAGUGUUUGUCCCAUGUUUCGUGAGCUGAAAUAAAAGAUCCCAGAAUUGUUCCAAACGCACAAAAAGCUUAUUUCUCUCAAAUUUUGUGCACAAAUUUGGUUACAUCCCUGUUAGUGAGUAUUUCUCCUUUGCCAACAUAAUCCAUCCAACUGACAGGUGUGGCAUAUUAAGAAGCUGAUUAAACAGCAUGAUCAUUACACAGGUGCACCUGGUGCUGGGGACAAUAAAAAGCCACUCUAAAAUGUGCAGUUUUGUCACACAACACAAUGCCACAGAUGUCUGAAGUUUUGAGGGAGUGGGCAAUUGGACUACUGACUGCAGGAAUGUUCACCAGAACUGUUGCCAGAGUAUUAAACAUUUCUCUACCAUAAGCCAUAAUGUUAUUUUAGAGAAUUUGGCAGUACAUCCAACCGGCGUCACAACCGCAAACUAGUGUAACCACACCAGCCCAGGACCUCCACAUCCGGCUUCUUUACCUGUGGGAUCGUCUGAGACCAGCCACCCGGACAGCUAAUGAAACUGAGGAGUAUUUAUUUCUGUAAAAAAGCCCUUUUGUGGGGAAAAACGAAUUCUGAUUGGCUGGGCCUGGCUCCCCAGUGGGUGGACCUGGCUCCCAAGAGGGUGGGCCUAUGCCCUCCCAGUUCCACCCAUGGCUGCGCCCCUGCCCAGUCAUGUGAAAUCCAUAGAUUAGGGCCUAAGGAAUUUAUUUAAAUUGACUGAUUGCCUUAUAUGAACAGUAACGCAGUAAAAUCUUUGAAAUUGUUGCAUGUUGUGUUCAUAUUUUUGUUCAGUAUAAUGAACUGCCUGUCCUUGUCAUCUGCUCCUCAGGACCACUGGUAAUAUAUACACCAUUGGUCAAGACUAUGAUCUAGAACAGGGCCAUCAGUGUAACAAUUGUCGAGGAAAUUCUACACAGGGACACUCGAAGUCAUUGUUAAAUGAAUCAUUCUUUAUUAACAGCAUAAUGGAGAGGUUCCAACAAACUCAAUGCACCAUAGCACACAUGUCGGUCAGGAGCUUCUCUGCCUUGGCAUAAAGGUCAUUUUCCAACAGUCGGGCCAGCACUUUGCGAACCAGGGACACAUGCUCAGCGCGAGUAGCGGAAUACACCAGGAUGUCAUCGAUGUAGACCACCUCACCGCAACCAAGCAUGUCCCGAAACACCUCGUUCACAAAGGACUGGAAGACGGAGGGAGCAUUCAUCAAACCGUAGGGCAUCACCAGGUAUUCAUAAUGCCCUGUGGUUGUGCUGAAUGCUGUCUUCCACUCAUCCCCCUCCCGAACCCGCACCAGGUUGUAUGCACUCCUGAGAUCUAGCUUAGUGAAGAAGCGCGCCCCAUGCAUUGACUCAAUCACUGAAGGAAUGAGGGGGAGAGGAUAACUAAAUCUAAUCGUCUCCUUGUUCAGUGAUCGAUAAUCAAUGCACGGGCGCAGACUGCUGUCUUUCUUCUUCACAAAGAAGGAACUCGAGGAGGUGGGUGAAGUGGAGGGACGUAUAUACCCCUGGCCCAGGGACUCGGAGACGUAUGUUUCCAUAGCCUCCGUUUCAACCUGCGACAGGGGGUACACAUGACUACUGGGUGGGACAGCGUCUACCCGAAGGUCUAUCGCGCAAUCCCCUGCCCGAUGAGGUGGUAAUUUAGUAGCACGCAUCUUGGAAAACGCGUGCGACAAAUCGAGGUAUUCGGGGGGAAUGCACACAGUGGAGGUACCGUCUGGACUUUCCACCGUAGUUGCACCAACGCAAACAUUUAGACACCUACCCUGACACUCUCGCGACCACCCCAUGAGAGCCCUCUACGGCAAUGAGAAGGUGGGGUUGUGGAGUGCUAGCCAAGGGAUAACUAAUACCACAGGGAAAGCAGGAGACUCAAUAAUCGAAAAAAUAACCUGCUCACAAUGUGUCUCCUGGGUGAUCAUGGUGACUGGUAUAGUGACUCCCGUAAAACAAACCCGGACCCUAAUGGUCGACUAUCGAGUGCUCUGAUGGGGAGUGGAAUGGAUAGGGGAACGAAUUAAAUGCCUUGACGGCGUGCAAAUGCCCUGUCCAUAAAGUUCCCAGCUGCGCCUGAAUCGACUAGCGCCUUACAGUGGGGAACUACCAAGUGAUCGGGAAAGUGGAUAGGUAGGGUACAGUGCACAGCAGAGGGCUCUGAACAAGUGUGGGUGUUUGAAACCUGGGGUGAUGCGUGAGUGCCCUGCCUGCUGCCUCCAGGCCCAAAAGAACAUUGACUACGACGUGUGGUGUACUGUCCCUUCGUGCCACCAGAGUGGCACUGUCGCUGUCCUCCUCCGCUCUCUCGGCCAGUGGCUCCAUCAGCUCAGGAUCCCUACCAGGACGUCCUCUGGCUGCCAGCAGGUUAUCCAAACGAAUGGCCAUGUCCACCAGUUUAUUGAAGGACAACAUGGUGUCCCGGCAGGCUAGCUCCCGUCGGACGUCCUCCCGCAGAUGGCACCGGAAAUUGUAGAUCAGGGCCAGCUCGUUCCACCCGGACCCCUCUGCCAGAGUCCGAAACUCCAACGCGAAGUCCUGCGCAUCCUCGUCCCCUGCCUCAGGUGGACCAGCCGCUCGCCCGCCUCUCGACCCUCGGGCGGGUGAUCGAAGAGCGCCCGAAAGAGGCGAGCGAACUCCCCGUUGUCCUCCAACGUGGCUCCACCUUCGUUCCAUACCGCGUUGGCCCACUCCAGGGCUUUCCCACAGAGGCAGGAAACGAGGACGGACACCUUCUCCCAGUCUGAUGGCACCGGCCUGAUGCUGGAGAAGUACAGCUCCAUUUGGAGGAGGAAUCCCUGGCACAGCGCCGCCGUCCCAUCAAACGCCCGUGGUCGGGAUAUCUGGAUCCCGCCGGGUGCUGGGGUGUAGGUGGCAGGAUCCGGUUGGCCAGCUGGUCUCGACAGAUCGGGUCCUCUCCUCUCCAGGUGUUGGACGACCUGAAGAACCCGAUCCAUCACUUCCCCCAAGCUGGCCAGCAUCGUGGAAUGCUCCUGGACCCGUGCCACGACUCCAGGCAUGCGCUCUUCUCCCGCUGACUACAUAGCGGGUGGGUGAUUCUGUGAUGAGUGUGAUGGAAAGGAGUCAGGCGCAGGAGGGUAAUCACCGAAUACAGAGUUUAUUCCUAUGUAGACACACAAAUGCGCUCAAAUUGCGAUGUACGAAACAGGCACAGGGGAAACUAUCAUCCCUGGCAAAUACACUGUAACGGAUAUCCAAUAAUACAAAGGCACAGGGGAAAAUCUACCCUGGCAACACAAUGUUACGAGUAGCUCCACCUAGCUACACUACUCUCAUAAAUAACAAUCACCCACAAGGACAAGGGGGCAGAGGGAACAUUUAUACACAGACUAAUGAGGGGAUUAGGACCAGGUGUGUGUGAUUGACAAGACAAGACAAAUGUGAUGAUGAUGAUUGGGCGGCAGUGGUUAGUAAGCCGGUGACGACGAACGCCGAAGCCUGCCCGAACAAGGAGGGGAGGCAGCCUCGGCCUAAGUCGUGACAUUAAUUUAGAGUUAUUAAUAUAACUUUAGUUGUUCUACAAACGUUGGGCUAUAUGUUUUGAUUUUUAAUACAUUGUAAGGCUGCAUGAUGCGACUCUAAUGAUGAUUUGAAAAGAGUCGCUUGAAAGGCAUGAGAUCUGCUUAGGUUUUUUGCGCAGGCUGUACACACUACAUCAGUCACUCAUUUGCAAUUUGACAAGCAAUUGAUAAUGCCUAGAAUUUCACAGCAGCAUCCCCUUUGUGUGGCCGUAAUGCACCCUAAAAAAAUCCAUGCCUUUUGCGGCCAGUGGCCGUUGUGCCCUUCUCCCUGAGUGCAGCGCGCUCCGAAUCACCUCUCACUCACAUGGCUCUCCAUCACGUGAUCGAGUCUUUCUCACAGCCUACAAGUGAAGACAGACAUGUCGGGGACGCAACUGUGUGCGUCAUUAUCCAAUUAUGAGGUGCAUAUUGAAGAUAUUGGAAGAACUGUCCACAUUUACUUUUUAUCAGCCAACAAGUUGAGUAGGCCUAAGGAACAGAAAAAGCACUAGCCUAUGUCAAUCUACUAUCCCCCAUAGUACAAAAGUCAACCUUUUCUGUGCGAUAAAUAAAUAUUCCAAACAUAGUCUGGGACAGUUGUGGGAUGCGAUAGAUCCCAAAUUAAUACAACCACUACCAUCAAAAAAAAAAUUUUAUGCAAUGUGGCUGACGCAACAGAUCAGAACGUUUAGCUUAAAAUUUUUAUAAACUAUUAGGCUAUUUCUUCACAUUAUAACCACAGCAAUGCGCACAUGAUAGUAGGCUUAAGCGCGAAUGUUCCAUUAGCGGAAAACACCAUUAUCAAAAGUGACCGCAAAUGCAAUUAUGCAUGUAGCCCUUUUACUAUAAAGGUGCAUUUUUAUGGUGAACAUUUUCUUCCCCAAACUUGAAACUGACGCGCUGCUUAUGUAUGCCAGUUAGGCUCUACACCCCUUGUAAAGCGGAAUUAAUGUGCUUAAUUUUAAGAAGUUAUUUGGCCAAUUCAGUUUUUGGCCAAAACAUAUAGGCCUAUGGGCUAGGCUACAUGAGGUGUGUGACUAUGAUUAGAAAAAGCCACAAAAAAAAGGCAUUGUUUCUGCAUCAUUCACAAGUGGUAAUAUAUCAUUCACAAGUGAUAGGCUAAUAUUGUCACCCAUCAGACUAUUCUUGAUAUAAUCUUGUCUUUACAUAUACUAAAAAAUAUAUGUGUGAAAUUUGUUUUGAUUUAGAAUGGACCAUUAUCAUGCACCUGCAUCGAAACAGGGGCAGCGGGAAAAAAUACAUGUAAUCUAUGCACUUAAAUAGCGAAUGGAGGACACUUUUCCGUGGUUCAUUUUCAUACCAGGCAGGUAGGCUAUACUCCUGUUGUAAAUAUAAGCAAUUGAUGACAUUUGCAUUGAUGUCAGAGUGAUUAGAGGGACAAUAGAGUGCUGAGUACCAGGCAGUUAGCAUGUUUGGUAGGCUACUAAUGACCAUCAGCAGCAUCAGAGCUUGGAGAAGCCUAAUUACCGUGACUAAAUGGUCACAUGGAAUUUGACUGCCUUCAUGACUCGUGACCGCCCAUGUGUGGCGGUAAUACGGUCACCGCAAUAGCCAUAUUCAUCAUUAACGUUUGCUUCAUUCAUGUGACCGACUAAUAAUGGGUCAUGCAUGUGACAGACCAAUACCUCACAAGGCUUCUUCUCUCUAAGCUGAGACCUUGAAACUGAGACAUCUUUCAUUCUCAAAACAAGGGUCUGGGCGUACUGCCAAAUUGCAGAUACUGAUAGUGAGGAUUCCUCAAUUGCAUGAACACAGAAAUGGGUUAUUAGAAAAGCACAAAUAUAACAUUUUCCAUCACAUUUCCUGCUCUUAUCACUCAAUCUGUGAUAAUUAUCAUUACAUUUUAAGGUAAGCAUUAGACAAUCCAAGAUUGGACAAUCCAAGAUGGACAAUCCAAGAUGGCGUAGUAGUGCAGUCCUGUUUUUGUCGUGUGUCUGUAGCCUGUAAAUACCCUGUUUUUUUGUAUUUUACGGGACAAAUGAUUUACUGUAUGACAACUGACAAAUUAUUCACUGUAUUACUAAUUAUUAUUACUACCAAUAUUCUAAGACAAAUGUCAAAGAGAAUAACAACACAUAGUUGAAACAAUUCUUCCCCCCCAAAUUGACUUAUACUCCCCUAACAUCUUGGCGAUCUCACCGCAGAGUUACAGGGUCAGGGAGUCAGAGGGCUAAUCCUUAGGGAGAAAUCCCGGCCAUCCAGCAUACCCAAACUGGUGAGAUUUGUUAUUGAAGCAAGACAAAAACAAAGAAAACAAAACAAUAACAACAGCAAUACACUUCUUCAUAUAUCCCUCGAUACACUUCUUCAAAUAUCACUUGAGGUGGGGAAAACCUCAAACCAUUUGGAGUAACUGUCAACCAUUACCAACAUAUAUUUCAUCCUUUUAUAGGCCGACAUGUGAACAAAACCAUUUCCAUAUUUACCAAAGGGCCCCAUGGAACUGGUAAUUCCCCCUUUGGACACAUAAGUCGCAUCGUGAUUCAUGCGUACAAAACAACAACACUGCCUGUUAAAUCAAAAUAACAAAUACAAUUAGAAUUACUACCCUUGAUGACUCCAUCUUAACUUAAUUGCAUCCCUUAAGGUAAUUCAAGGAAUAGUAAAAUAGACUAGAGACAGGUGUCUCUCAUUCAAAGGCAGCGCUCUCUCGCUCUCCUUCUCUUGUUCCGAAUCACACAUGGGUCUGUUUAUAAAUUAUAAACUUCUUCCUAAUUAUCUAGUGUUUACAUAGCCCAUUUCAAUCUUACCCAAUGUCUCUUUCUAGUGAGGGUGAGCAGGCCUCACCAGGAAGUCAGAACAGAGGUCAUUCAACCCCAUAAAGUGAGUGUUGGUUUCCCUGUACCUCAGACAUUAUUGAAAGAUAUUUCAAACAUUUCAAACAUUUUGUGUAUCAGGUUUCCAUUUGGGUUUUUCAGUACAUUUCUUAUCAAGGUGGGUUGUGUGUGGGUGCUGGCAUGUGUGUGGUAAAAAUGGUAGGGUAAAAACAAACAAAAUGGCCAGGCCUUACUUAAUUUGGGAGCUCCCUCAACAGGUGGAUCCGGGCACCUUUACACUGUACAGUAAACAGUCUCAAUAACUGCUCUCCCAAGGCACCUGCCUCAGGAAGCCCCUCAAAGGGAGAGACACAGAACCAUUGGCAAACAUAUUUUUAAAAACUUGGUAGCGGACAUUCCAUAAGUCCUGGAAGAAAGAAAAUAAACAUCUUAAUCAGUCCUAAAAAAAGUCUUAAUCUUAAUUGAGUUUACUGCAUCUUGGGCAGGAAGUCUUGAUAAACCCAUGUGUAUACAGAUUUAUACUUCAGACACAUCAGAUGAUACAGUGUCCCGUCAAGUUGAAUAGGCACCUUCUAAAGUAAACAAUACCAGAGCCCCUUUCUUGUAAUCAUUGUCAUUUUGACCUGUUGCAUUGACACACAGUUCUGUACAAACUGUCCCUGGGACAUAAACUAGUCAAAAUAUGAAACCUGUUGUUUAACAAAUCUGCUAGGACCUUCAAAAAGUUGGUGCUGGCUUAUCAGCUCAAUAUUCAUUACUAAAAACAUUUACUUGGAUCUACUUAUUCUAGACACAGUUCCACGUAAUGGAAACAGAUUAUUGUUUUAGAUGACAUUAUCGUCUUACUUAAAUCACUGGUGCUACCCAAACUAUAGAACUGAGUAAUAAUAAUUGGAAAUUGGAAAAAAUGUGUCUUAUUCAAUUAAUUAUUCAUACCUCUGUCCCAAAUUUCCCCAAUGUCCCUUACAGCCUGUUUGAGUUCAGUGUGUACUGGCGGUUAUCUAUUGUUCCACAGGAAGCUUAUCUCUAACCCAAACACCAGAUAGCGGCCUCUAAUUUAAUAUCAGUCCCAAUGCUCAAUCCUUCUGUUCGUCAUGUGACCUUGUAUUGAAACAUUUACUUCUUCAAAUUACUAAGACAUUGCAUUAUUAGAGUGCUAUCUGAAAGCCAAUUACCAUUCACUUUGUUACUUUCACUAGCCUCCAUCUGUUUCCCUCAACUUAGACUCUCUUCCCAAUAGGAAGACCUUCUCAAUCUAAUACACUCGGAUCACACUUUCUGCUUCACAUUUAUUAAAUGUCUAUUAUUUUAAGAUUAGCAUGUAAUGCGCUGAAUUUAUAAAAUACAGGGUAAGGGGUUUAUUUCAACAUGUAUUACCAGGGUGGAGGAAAUAUCGUAAGCAUUUAUAGUUUUAUUGGUUAGGGGUAAGUCAAGUCCAAUACAAUGCUUUAACCUUACCUUUAUCACAUGAUCCAUAAAGGGACCACUCUGAACAUUUCUCUACACCAGUGUUCUAUUCAUACAGGGGUUUAAAUAUUCACUCUAGUGUUCUAUUUAACAGCAUAUUCGGAAAUAAUACUCUCAUCUUUCAUAUCUCCAUACAGAGUCCCUAUAUAACAUUAUAAAUCUUUAGUUAUCCACGUCCACACCACCUGCAACGAUCACAGCGCAGUAGCCCGAGAGGUACACAUUUCAUGUUCUCGAGGAAAUCUCACUGUCCGGGGGCAUCAAUUAACUUCAUUUUUACAGUCCCAUUGAUUUGCAUUUUAAUGAGGGAAAUAAGUAUUUGACCCCCUCUCAAUCAGAAAGAUUUCUGGCUCCCAGGUGUCUUUUAUACAGGUAACGAGCUGAGAUUAGGAGCACACUCUUAAAGGGAGUGCUCCUAAUCUCAGCUUGUUACCUGUAUAAAAGACACCUGUCCACAGAAGCAAUCAAUCAUUCAGAUUCCAAACUCUCCACCAUGGCCAAGACCAAAGAACUCUCCAAGGAUGUCAGGGACAAGAUUGUAGACCUACACAAGGCUGGAAUGGGCUACAAGACCAUCGCCAAGCAGCUUGGUGAGAAGAUUUGCAAAUGGAAGAAACACAAAAGACCUGUCAAUCUCUCUCUGCCUGGGGCUCCAUGCAAGAUCUCACCUCGUGGAGUUGCAAUGAUCAUGAGAACAGUGAGGAAUCAGCCCAGAGCUACACGGGAGGAUCUUGUCAAUGAUCUCAAGGCAGUUGGGACCAUAGUCACCAAGAAAACAAUUGGUAACACAUUACGCCGUGAAGGACUGAAAUCCUGCAGCGCCCGCAAGGUCCCCCUGCUCAAGAAAGCACAUAUACAGGCCCGUCUGAAGUUUGCCUAUGAACAUCUGAAUGAUUCAGAGGAGAACUGGGUGAAAGUGUUGUGGUCAGAUGAGAUCAAAAUCGAGCUCUUUGGCAUCAACUCAACUCGCCGUGUUUGGAGGAGGAGGAAUGCUGCCUAUGACCCCAAGAACACCAUCCCCACCGUCAAACAUGGAGGUGGAAACAUUAUGCUUUGGGGGUGUUUUUCUGCUAAGGGGACAGGACAACUUCACCGCAUCAAAGGGACGAUGGACGGGGCCAUGUACCGUCAAAUCUUGGGUGAGAACCUCCUUCCCUCAGCCAGGGCAUUGAAAAUGGGUCGUGGAUGGGUAUUCCAGCAUGACAAUGACCCAAAACACACGGCCAAGGCAACAAAGGAGUGGCUCAAGAAGAAGCACAUUAAGGUCCUGGAGUGGCCUAGCCAGUCUCCAGACCUUAAUCCCAUAGAAAAUCUGUGGAGGGAGCUGAAGGUUCGAGUUGCCAAACGUCAGCUUCGAAACCUUAAUGACUUGGAGAAGAUCUGCAAAGAGGAGUGGGACAAAAUCCCUCCUGAGAUGUGUGCAAACCUGGUGGCCAACUACAAGAAACGUCUGACCUCUGUGAUUGCCAACAAGGGUUUUGCCACCAAGUACUAAGUCAUGUUUUGCAGAGGGGUCAAAUACUUAUUUCCCUCAUUAAAAUGCAAAUCAAUUUAUAACAUUUUUGACAUGUGUUUUUCUGGAUUUUGUUGUUGUUAUUCUGUCUCUCACUGUUCAAAUAAACCUACCAUUAAAAUUAUAGACUGAUCAUGUCUUUGUCAGUGGGCAAACGUGCAAAAUCAGCAGGGGAUCAAAUACUUUUUCCCUCACUGUACAUAUAUAAUAACCUUAGAUAAUGCAGAUCGAAAAACUCAGCUAACAGAACUGGUUGGGGAAUUCAUUCAGACACACAAUCAGUAAUCUCCCAUAUUACCUCUUUCACACCCUAGCUAGUCCCCUGACAGCUCCCAUUCACUCAGUACUUAAUAGUCUUAUUAUCUCAAUUUCAAUCCUCUUAUUAUCCAAAUUCCAAUUCUCUUAUUAUCCAAAUUUCACUCCUCUUGUUAUCCAAAUUUCAAUCAAUCAGCUUAUUAUCCAAAUUUCAAUCAGCUUAACACAUCCUUUCCACACUCACACAACUUUCACAUCCACAUUCACUUAGUACUAUUCCCAAACACACUCAGUAAUCUCCCUUAUUACUCCAUGUGCAUCUUCAACGAUCCUCCUGUCGUUAUUUCCUAUGCACCAUAUGUAUCUCCUAUACAUAUAGAAUAGCACCUUGUGCUAUUGUUAGUGGCUGCAGACAGCUGUCAGCAGGGCUUUCCAUGGCACCGUUACUUUCCCUCGCUAUAGUCUUCUCUCUAAGACUAGCUCUAGCCUUCUUCUGUCAUAUGUAUUACUGCCACAGUUCCUCUAGUCUCUACAGUCGCCAUAGUCGCUACAGUAUCUAUACUCUUUAUUGUAUCUAUAGUCUCACUUAUCUAUAGUCUCUCAGUGUCUAUAGUGUCAGUAGUUUAUGUAGUCAUAAAUGCUAUGGUCCAUAUAGAUUCUAUAGUCUUGCCGUAUGCAUAUAGAAAAACACAUGCACCUUCACACAUUCACUCAGUACUUAUUAUCCAAAUUUCAAUCAGCUUAUUAUCCAAAUUUCAAUCACUUAUCUAAUAUUUCUUAAUAUCCAAAUUUAAAUAUUUUAUUAUCCAAAUUUCAAUCAGCUUAAUAGCCAAAUUUCAAGCCUGUUAUCAACCCAAUUUCAAUCAGCUUAAUACUUUCCACACUCACACAACUCACAUCCACAUCCACUUCGUGCUAUCACUUGACUUAGGACUAGUUGCACCAUACUCCAUUUUUAUGUUUAAAAAACAAAUACAAAUUCAUUUAAAUUGACUUACUGAAAUCGGUUGCCGUGUCCCUCAAUUGUUCGCAGAUUAUGUGUCUCCUACUGGGCAGCUCACAGUAAGGGUCUGGGGGGGUCUCGUACUCUUUUGGUCAGAUGGGAAUUUCCCUCACGCGUCAUAAAAUGUGACACCGGUUUUCCUCGCAGACCCUCACUGGAAAGCUCCGCAGGCAGAAUCAAUCAUCCUGUUAGUUGACACCAAAUUGUUGUGGAAAUUCUACACAUGGACACUCGAAGUCAAUCUUAAAUGAAUAACUCUUUAUUAACAGCAUGUUGGAGAGGUUCCAACGAACUCAAUGCACCAUUGUACACAUGUCGGUCAGGAGCUCUACCGAGGCAGUCCCGUUUGUUCUCUUAUAUACUGCAGACAAGUUAUAUUUGCAUGAUUUAGCUUAUUCAUCAUUAACGUUUGCUUCAUUCAUGUGACUGACCAAUACUGGGUCAUGCAUGUGACAGACCAAUACGUCGCGAGGCUUCUUCUCUCUAAGCUGAGACCUUGAAACUGAGAUACCUUUCGUUCUCAAAACAAGGGUCUGGGCAUACUGCCAAAUUGCAGAUACUGAUAGUGAGGAUUCGUUCAAUCAGUCACUUGAAUGAACACAGAAAUUGGUUAUUAAAAAAGCACAAACAUAGAACACAGAAAUUGGUUAUUAGAAAAGCACAAACAUACAAUUUUCCAUCACACUAUGAUAGGGCAACUGUGUAACAAUGAUAGGGCAUCUAUGUAGCUCUGAUAGGGCAUCUAUGUAACCAUGAUAGGGCUCCUAUGUAAUUCUGAUUGGGCAUCUAUGUAACUAUGAUAGGGCUUCUAUGUCCAACUAUCUCUCACAGUCUCACGUCAGAAUUACAGUGGGGGAAAAAAAGUAUUUAGUCAGCCACCAAUUGUGCAAGUUCUCCCACUUAAAAAGAUGAGAGAGGCCUGUAAUUUUCAUCAUAGGUACACGUCAACUAUGACAGACAAAUUGAGAAGAAAAAAAAUCCAGAAAAUCACAUUGUAGGAUUUUUAAUGAAUUUAUUUGCAAAUUAUGGUGGAAAAUAAGUAUUUGGUCACCUACAAACAAGCAAGAUUUCUGGCUCUCAAAGACCUGUAACUUCGUCUUUAAGAGGCUCCUCUGUCCUCCACUCGUUACCUGUAUUAAUGGCACCUGUUUGAACUUGUUAUCAGUAUAAAAGACACCUGUCCACAACCUCAAACAGUCACACUCCAAACUCCAUUAUGGCCAAGACCAAAGAGCUGUCAAAGGACACCAGAAACAAAAUUGUAGACCUGCACCAGGCUGGGAAGACUGAAUCUGCAAUAGGUAAGCAGCUUGGUUUGAAGAAAUCAACUGUGGGAGCAAUUAUUAGGAAAUGGAAGACAUACAAGACCACUGAUAAUCUCCCUCGAUCUGGGGCUCCACGCAAGAUCUCACCCCGUGGGGUCAAAAUAAUCACAAGAACGGUGAGCAAAAAUCCCAGAACCACACAGGGGGACCUAGUGAAUGACCUGAAGAGAGCUGGGACCAAAGUAACAAAGCCUACCAUCAGUAACACACUACGCCGCCAGGGACUCAAAUCCUGCAGUGCCAGACGUGUCCCCCUGCUUAAGCCAGUACAUGUCCAGGCCCGUCUGAAGUUUGCUAGAGUGCAUUUGGAUGAUCCAGAAGAGGAUUGGGAGAAUGUAAUAUGGUCAGAUGAAACCAAAAUAUAACUUUUUGGUAAAAACUCAACUCGUCGUGUUUGGAGGACAAAGAAUGCUGAGUUGCAUCCAAAGAACACCAUACCUACUGUGAAGCAUGGGGGUGGAAACAUCAUGCUUUGGGGCUGUUUUUCUGCAAAGGGACCAGGACGACUGAUCCGUGUAAAGGAAAGAAUGAAUGGGGCCAUGUAUCGUGAGAUUUUGAGUGAAAACCUCCUUCCAUCAGCAAGGGCAUUGAAGAUGAAACGUGGCUGGGUCUUUCAGCAUGACAAUGAUCCCAAACACACCGCCCGGGCAACGAAGGAGUGGCUUCGUAAGAAGCAUUUCAAGGUCCUGGAGUGGCCUAGCCAGUCUCCAGAUCUCAACCCCAUAGAACAUCUUUGGAGGGAGUUGAAAGUCCGUGUUGCCCAGCGACAGCCCCAAAACAUCACUGCUCUAGAGGAGAUCUGCAUGGAGGAAUGGGCCAAAAUACCAGCAACAGUGUGUGAAAACCUUGUGAAGACUUACAGAAAACGUUUGACCUGUGUCAUUGCCAACAAAGGGUAUAUAACAAAGUAUUGAGAAACGUUUGUUAUUGACCAAAUACUUAUUUUCCACCAUAAUUUGCAAAUAAAUUCAUUAAAGAUCCUACAAUGUGAUUUUCUGGAUUUUUUUUUCUCAUUUUGUCUGUCAUAGUUGACGUGUACCUAUGAUGAAAAUUACAGGCCUCUCUCAUCUUUUUAAGUGGGAGAACUUGCACAAUUGGUGGCUGACUAAAUAAUUUUUUUCCCCACUGUAUAUGUUCAUCCAUGUUUCUCAAAUGUCAGAUUUCGAAGUUGUUGCAAACGUCAAAUUUCCAAGUGUUUAAAGUUAAGUUUAGGCAUUAACUCCGAAAUCUUAAGGUUAGUUAUUAACUCCGAAUGGUUAAGGUAAGGAUUAAGGUUUGGGAUAGGCUUAAAACAAUAAUCUCAAAAUAUUUUUUUUUGCUGGAUUUGAACUUUCAACCUUUGGAAUCAGAGGCAAAUGCUUACGCCCAUUUGCCAUUCCCGUCCACAACGCUAGAGCAAAACCUACUUGAAGGUAACAGCGCUCACUGUUGCCCCUAGUAGCUGGUUUCCACGUCAUCUCCCAACAUCCUCAGACACGGAUGGAUGUUGAAUACUGACUUGUAUCACGGGUGACCAGGCUGUCUAUGUCAGUUUUUCCUGACCUAGGGCCCGCACCAAAAUUUCCUGGGGGGCCGCAGGGCCUUAUUUGAUUUUACCAUUCCCUCUAACCAACAAAGGACAAGCAACAGCAGCAGCAGAAGAAGAAGUAGAAGAGUAGAGGGAGUGCUAGUCACUUCAGAUCUAGUAUUCAAACUCAACAGUGUCAAAGAAAUGAAUACAGUAUAUUAUGGCCUGCCUAUGAACCCCAUACAUCAUGAUGUCACUUACCAAACCAUGAGGUGGUGCAUUAACCUUGAUCUCUAUCCAUGCUGCUCCCUCAGAGGACAAGCAGAAGAAGAAGAAGCAGGGAAAGGAGAAGAGUGCAGGAGAGAGAGAGGGCAGCAAGACCCUGCAGCGCUCCAAGACCUUCGUUAGCCUCCUUUUCAGGAGAGACCGCAGGAGAGACAUAUCCAGGAACAAGAGAGAGAGAGACACAUCAAGGGACAGUAGAGACACAGGGACAGGGGACUCCCACAGGGGGCGAUCUAAAUCACCUUCCCACCAUGCUGACAAAGGUGAGAGGGCCAAGAUACACUGCCACAACUGCAUAGAACACACAUCUACACUCACUUGCACAACCACACAAACACAUGAAUGCAUGCAUGUUAGCAAUCAGAUACACAAAAGCACCAGUCCUUCCAUCUCAGACUGGAGACAUUCACGCCCAUAUCCCCUUUCAAUCUUAAUCAUAGCCUCGACCCUAACCCUAACCCUAGCUUAA
Coregonus sp. 'balchen' is the source of this 34257-nucleotide messenger RNA. NCBI's taxonomy places the organism in Eukaryota, Metazoa, Chordata, Actinopteri, Salmoniformes, Salmonidae. The record is from the annotation of a GenBank genome assembly.